GAUAGAAGGUUGUUCCUUGACGCCGACGACGACGAGAAUGCAAACGAAUGCCGUCGCUGGUCCUUCAUCUCUAUAUCUGCAGCCAGUAACACAACCCCCUCAACCUCAAUACAUCAAAAGUACCAAUGAUUUACUCGCUCAGUUCUGUCUUAACGAUGCCUACGACAAGUAUGUCAAACCCCCACCACCCACGGACCCGACAUCUCCCAGUACUGCAGAUAAAGGGAAGGGAAAGGAGACAGCUGCAACACCUGCAGGCGAAGCUCAGGACCAGGAUGACGAUGACGUGACGGGGAAAGGAGAGAAAAAGAAAAAGAAUUCCUACAGACAUCUUAUUAAGGGUGUUCCUGGGAAGCACUCUAUGAAGAAAGACGACUAUCUCAUGACUACAAUGCAAGUUCCUCCCAAGCAGCGCGUAACAAUCGCGCCCUUCGACCUCAAGACUCAGACAGAAGCAUUUGAUGUCUCAUUGGAAGGUCUUAAGGGCUGGAACCAAGCUACACUCAUAUUAGAAAGUGCUCAGGCGAGAGAAGAUCGGAAGAAGCGGAAAGAACUCAAAAAACUUGCGAAAGCUCAAAUGCAAGGUCAGGCAACCAUGCAAUCGCAGACAGUACAACCGCAACCUGGCACCUCUACUCCAAAACCUUUUACCCCUUCCUCUAUCACCGCUGCUUCGGCAUCCACACCUUCGUCACACCCACCUAGGACAUCCACUCCACAACCACAACUUCAAAAAUCCGUGUCCUCAACAACGCAGCGCCCUAAUCCUCAUGUGCAUCCCCAACAAAUACUAACCACCACACCUACAUCUUCUACCAUCCCAGCGCCCAUAAUACCUCGACCUAACUCCACCCCGAGCGCUGCAGUAUCCGGUAAUAUCGUCCAUCCCCCAAACCCGAGAAAUCAUGUGCCGUCACCGGUACAGGUACCAACACAGAAAGUAGGUACACCUAUGAGAUCGGCAACACCUACGGCCGCUUCCGCUGGCCAUCAUCCCUUGAGUGCGCCUCCUCUGAGCGCAAAUACAGCUGCUUUCGGGACAGUAUCUAGUGCAUUAGGCCAAGCACCCAGAGGGAAGAAGAGGGAACUCGAGGAAUCUAGUUAUGGCCCACCAUCACAACAGCAUGAGUCUAUGAAUGGUCAUGCCAACGGAAUUCCUUCGACUCAAUCGGCCUCGAAAUCCAUCAUAGGAGUUCGGGCGGGAAAUAACGGCGUACGGCCUAGGCCGAUCAAGAAGCAGAGGAUGGUGAGUAUCUGGCUUUCAUUCGCUUUCAUCGGUUGUACGGCGUAUCGUUUGAAUGAAGUCGAGGAGUGGUUUUCGGUCUUUCGUCCUCUCCGUUGUUUUGUGUGACGCUCGUUUCUUUCGUCAUGGGGCAGAGAUGCUUGCUUGUUUUGUUCUUUCGCAUUCUUUUGGCUCUUUUAUUACAAUGAUUUUACUUCCUUUCCGAGUUUGAACCUACUUCCUCCAUUUAUAGGAUGCACAAGGCCUUGGGAGGGAGACAUCCCCUGUUCAGCAGCCAACGCCACAAGGGGUGUAGAAGAACAGCACCAUCACCGUAUUUGUCCUCCGUUUGUGCACCCGACCUCGAGCCAUAUCUAGGGAAGAUAUACACUCGUCGUUGAAGCUUUGGCUGUUUGUCUACUUAUGGUCGUACCGAAAGGACACCUACGACGUGCAAUGCAAUGUCAUUGCGUUGCGCCACCCUACCCCACCUCAGUUCCCAGGAACGACCGAGGUCCAUGACUCGUCUUUGGUUGAAUCGCCACAUCCUUGUUCCACUUGGGAUUCCUGAAUCACCUUCGCCUCAUCUCGAAGCUGAAUUUUCUUCUUUCCCCCUUGUCGAACCAUUACCAUCCACAUCCACUAUUUUCAUGAAACACAGCAUUUUUCAGACCAUACAUCAUCUGCAAAUGACAUUUGCGUAACUAGUUUACUUAGGAUCCUUCAUAAACCGAUCUUUUGCUCACGUCUCUUCCUACGUUCAUGUGGUGUGUCAUGGAUGGUAGUUACUUCCGCCUGUGCGAUGGUCCAUACGUAGUGAUAUCGUAAUAGAGACAAAGAAUAGUGCACCUGGCUCCUAUUUUUGAAGAUAUAAAUAGCGAAUUCAAAAAGUCUUUGGUUUUAUUUCAGGCUCAGUUGAGGAC
This is a messenger RNA of Marasmius oreades (fairy-ring Marasmius), 2145 nucleotides long. RefSeq lists its product as uncharacterized. Lineage: Eukaryota; Fungi; Basidiomycota; Agaricomycetes; Agaricales; Marasmiaceae. The record is from RefSeq and is a predicted model, not a curated record. The transcript has 4 exons. The coding region runs from base 38 to 1351 and encodes 437 amino acids.